Molecule: messenger RNA, 5112 nt
Organism: Sceloporus undulatus (fence lizard)
Lineage: Eukaryota; Metazoa; Chordata; Lepidosauria; Squamata; Phrynosomatidae
Gene: IGDCC3
Product: immunoglobulin superfamily DCC subclass member 3
Biological process (GO): cell-cell adhesion; axon guidance
Cellular component (GO): axon; plasma membrane
Molecular function (GO): protein binding
Source: RefSeq, a predicted model, not a curated record
GGAGGAGGAGGAGGAGGGCAGUGUGCCAUGCUGCCUCUGCCUCUGCUUUGGCGGAGAGGGCACAAUGGCACAAGCGGGGCCCCCCAGCUUCUCUGGAGCCCCCCCGUCGGCUGAGCCCCCGCCUGGCCCUCCGGCUUAGCCGGGCCCCCAGCCUGGCAUCGCCCCCCCAAAGCCCCCCAGCUCAGCUUUGGAGACGAGCAAAGGCGCACGUGGAAAGAAGGAAGGAGAAGGCUUUUGUGCCCCAGCUUCUGCUGGCGGAGGAUUGGCACCCAGACCCCCCUCCGCCCCCUUGGCCCCGGAUUCGAUGGCUCUCCCGGGGCCCCCCUUGGCGACCCCCGUUUGCUCGCUCGCCUUCCUCCUGAUCCUCGCCUUGGCAGCAGGUCUGUGCCGUUCGGCAGAGCUAGCAUUUACCAUAGAGCCCAGUGACCACACAGCUGUCCAGGAGCAGCCGCUGGUGUUGGAUUGCCAAGUGGAAGGGAUCCUCCCCAUCAGCAUCACGUGGCGGAAGAACGGGGUGCUGAUGGGGGACAGCCAGGACUCCUUCACGCUCGCCAACGGCUCGCUCUACUUCUCCCACUUCCAGAAGCUGAAAGGCGAUGGGUCUUCCAAUGAGGGCGAGUACGAUUGUUUGGCUCGGAAUCGCUUUGGGUUGGUGGUGAGCCGCAAAGCCAGGAUCCAGGCUGCAACCAUGUCCGACUUCCACAUUCACCCCCAGAGUGCCGUGGUGGAAGAAGGCGGUGUUGCCAGGUUCCAGUGCCAGAUCCAUGGCUUGCCAGAACCAGUGAUCCUGUGGCAAAAGAAUCACCUGCCCAUCAAUACAGAGAAUGACAGGUACACACUGCUGCCCAAAGGUGUCUUGCAGAUCACUGGGCUCCAAGCUGAAGACGCUGGGAUCUUCCACUGUGUAGCUACCAAUACAGCCGGCGUGAAGAUUAGCAGGGGAGCCAGGCUCACUGUAUCAGGUUCCCAUUCUACUGUAUAUAAAGACCCAAUGAUUCUUGUGGGGCCAGAGAACCUGACCUUAACUGUGCACCAGACUGCUGUCCUGGAAUGCAUUGCAACUGGAAAUCCCAGGCCAAUUGUCUCCUGGAGCCGACUUGAUGGACGACCGAUUGGCGUGGAAGGGAUUCAGGUGCUUGGGACUGGAAACCUCAUGAUUUCGGACCUGACCGUGCAGCAUUCUGGGAUCUAUGUGUGUGCAGCCAACAAGCCUGGUACGCGAGUGAGAAGGACAGCCCAAGGAAGGCUGGUGGUGCAAGCUCCCGCAGAAUUCGUGCAGCACCCGCAAUCGAUUUCUCGGCCCGUUGGGACCACCGCCAUCUUUACCUGCUUGGCCCAAGGGGAACCCCCUCCCCAGAUCACUUGGCUGAAAAAUGGGCAGAUUUUGGAGCCUACGGAGCAUGUUAAGCUGAAGAACAACAACAGCACGCUCACUAUCUACAGCAUCAGCCAGGCGGAUGAAGCCAUCUACCAGUGCAUUGCUGAGAACAGCGCGGGUUCCACCCAGGCCAGCGCCCGGCUGACGGUCCUUUGGGCGGACGGAUUGCCGGGCCCCCCUCAGAAAGUGAAAGCUGCCACUGUCUCCGCCACAACCAUCCAAGUAUUAUGGAGCGAACCAUUGCAGAACACCAAGGAAAUCAUUGGCUACGUAUUGCACAUUCGAAGAGCAGCAGAUCCCGUAGAGAUGGAGUACCAAGAGGCUGUCAGCAAAAAUACCUUCCAACAACUUGUGACUGACCUGGAGCCCUCCACAAGCUACAGCUUCUACAUAAAGGCUUACACUUCUCGGGGGGCCAGUAAGGCCUCCGAAGUGGUUGUGGUCAGCACUCUGGGAGAAGUGCCGGCGGUGCCUUCUCUCUUCAUUAAAGUCCUCAACAGCACCACCGUUCAAGCAACAUGGGAGCCCUCCAUCAAGCUGGGACAACACGAAGGGUUCAAGCUCUACUACCGCAAGGUUCAUCUGGCCCAUUUCACCGGCCCCUUGCUUUUGCCCAGUAAUGCCACGUCUUACAACAUCACCCAUCUUGAUGCCUCAGUAGUGUAUGAAGUCAAGCUCCUUGCGUACAACCAACAUGGUGACGGGAAUGCCACCGUCCGUUUUGUGUCCCUACGAGAGACUGUUGAAAGAACAGGGCUGAACUCACCUUGCAAUUGUAUGAAAGAAGAACAGACCAACAAGACCUCAGCUACCGGCAUCAUCAUCGGGAUCCACAUUGGAGUCACUUGCAUCAUCUUCUGUGUUCUCUUCCUCAUGUUUGGGUACAGAGGAAGACUACUCAUGUGCAAAAAUGUCCAGGAGCAGCUGUCAACACCACAGAUCCCAAGAAGCCAGAGAAAUGCUGCCGGUCUGGCCCUCAAUGGAUCUGCUCAGAGGGAAAGAGAUGAUCCAGAUGCUAAUGGAAAACAGCUGGACAUGAAUGAGCUGGAAAGGUUGUUCCCAGCACCGCCUUCCCAACCUGAUCCACAUGGUAAAGACAGCAUGUUGGAUCGUACUCCUCCUACCUCACAUGACGAAACCCAGAUAUCCACGCUUCCCCCCGAUGAAUUCAGCAUCAUCGAAGAGCGAAGCCGCACGCCGUUUCAAAACCUGCCCUCGGCGAGGCUCCCGGUGGAUGCCUGCUCAGCAUCAGCCAAGAAGAACCAGCUUUGAACCCAGCUCCAACCAAUGAAGGAUAAGUGACCAAGACCGGUCAAGGCUUCUUAGAAGACUUUCCAGCCAACUUUUUAUUAGUAUCUGGUGAUGUCUUUGAAACGACUCAUCAAUUCUCAGGUCAAGUUUAAGAUUUCUACCGUCUGUUUCUGUACACAGACAUGUGUGUACUGUAGACAGGCAGCCUUGCGGAUGCUUCAUGAAGUUUGUCUUUCUGACCUUCCUCAGGUCUCUUUGGACCUUCCUUCCAAUCCAGAUCUCGGCCGUUCUUUCUGCAACGGCUGAGUUGGUGAUUUCAGAAGACAUCUUGGCCAACUUCUUGGUAACCAUUGACACCAAAUGUGAUGGGACCUGUUUGUUGUCUCAGUUUGCCAAUGUGUUUCCUUGCUGGCAGCUUUAGGAAGACUAUUCCAUGGAUCCACUUUGGUAACAUGUCGAGAGAACAGAUUGUGACAGACCUAUCCAACAUUGGCUUCUCCCCAAAAAUCCCACAGGUGCUUGGUUGGCCAAACCUCUCCAUGGAUUUAUUGACUCUUUCGUCAUGUGCGUUCGGCUCUAUGUAAUUCUCAGGAUGGAUUUUGUUUUCCCUUCUCUUCUUGUUGCCGAUGAACUGUUUUAAAGGCAAAGCGAGCGUGUCAAAUUUUUUAAAAACAGCCUGCAUGAAGGCUACUGAAAGGAAAGACUUGGACAAACAUCCCGAGUAAUGUCCGAAUAGGACGAACCUACCUCAACCGGAAAUGAAUGUCUUCUGGGAAGAAGCAAAGCUCUUGCGUCUUCCUUUUUGUUUUUUUGUUUUCAAAGCAAGUAGUGUAGCAUUCGGUCAGUAGGUGUUUUGGUACUACCUCAGAAGUCAACACCCCACGUCUACCAUGUUGGUCGUCGGUUAUAUAUAUAUAUAUAUAUAUAUAUAUAUAUUCCUUAAUACAAAAGUAUUCCUUUUCUUUCUCAUUGUCGUCCAGAUGUAAAGCACUUCCAAAACCUUGAAAGCAAUGUUCUACCUCAAGAUGUUUUUUAUAGAAAGAACUAUUGUCUCAUGUCGCCAGGACCUCCUCGGCCUUCCUCUCUCUCUCGUUUCGGCUCAGUUCCAGUUUCCCAAAAGAGUGAGGACAAAGAGCAACAUAAGGACUCGUGUCCAGUAGCGGUCAUGGAUGACGUCUCCCCUUAGCGUUAUAAGCUUUACUUUUAGACAAGUGGCUAGUUAACUUGUGUAGGAUUUUUACUGUGUCGAGAGUUGCUUUUAUAUCAUGUUUGUCUCUUUUUAAAAUAACACACACACAAAAAAACCCUUUAAAGUUUGUUAGGGUUGUCGUGAAAGGCAGGCCACUAAAGAUAACUUCUACCUGUAAUGCAGAGGUGGGCAAACAUGUGGCCUCCUAUGGCCAUGUUUGGAGCCCCCAAGGGUCCCGAUUGUGGCCAAAUCAAACGCUCCCCUCAUGGGCAAUAGCACCCCACACCUCUGGGGAGGCACUGUUGGCUAUUUUGACUGUUUUUUCAGGUGUUUGGGGGGCCCUUUGACCUUUUUUAAGGCUGUGUUUGGAACCAGUAGUUCCCAAAGUCUGGGCCUUCAGUCAUUUUGGACUUCUGCUCACUGAAUUCCUGACUGUUGGCCAAGCUUGUUGAAGCUUCUGGGAACUGAAGCCCAAAACACCUGGAGGGCCAAAGUUUGGGAACCACUGAUCUAUAUGGUCUCUUUUUUUCCAGGACAUGGAAGCCUAAAAAGGGUGAAGGGGGGUGGAAAAUGCCUGAAAUGUGGUUAAAUGUCCAUUAGCACUCAUGCCCAGAGGCUUAGGAGGAUGCUAUGGAGUCAAAACGUUCUCUCCCCAUAGAAAUAUCAAGGGUCAGGGCAAGGAGUGUGUCAGUGGGUUGCAUGGCCCUCCAGGGUCCCAUGAGGGGUCAGUGCAGCCCACUAACCCCUGGAAGUUGCCCUCCACAGGUUAGUGCUGAAGAGCUCUAUCCAGAGCACGUUCAUGCCAGGGAUGUUCAUUUGAUGAUUGCAGGAUUGAGUUGUGGUCAUGUGGGUGAAUGGGGCACCACAAGUGGACCUCUAGUGUCACUUUGCAGUGCACAUAAGGCUCCUCCAUGGAAUUCACAUGGCCAGGUUCCAGUCAUCCAGUGCCUUAUAUCAAGGCAAAAUAUGGGUCCACCUAACUUUAGUGUUCUCUCCAUUGACUGGCAGGGUCUCUUCAGGGUCUUGGGUGGAGGAUGGUCUUCUCCUCCUGGUACCAGAGAUCCUUUUCCCUGAAAAUGCUGUGAGUCAAGCAUGGGGCCUCCUGCAUGAAAACUGAGCGCACUGUAACCAAGGUAUGGACUUCUUGAACAUUUUAUAUGGAUCCUCUUGUACUUCCAGAUAGCCCUGCUCCCAGGUCAUCAUGCUUAAGAUUAGUUAUGGUUUCUCUGUGGGGUUAUUAUGUCCAGAGUGUGGAGUCCUUACGUUUUGCAGAUCUCAAAAUAUCCCAGCCCAA